Molecule: messenger RNA, 785 nt
Organism: Cuscuta campestris
Lineage: Eukaryota; Viridiplantae; Streptophyta; Magnoliopsida; Solanales; Convolvulaceae
Source: the annotation of a GenBank genome assembly
AAUAAGUUUAAAAAGACCGCAUAAUGUCAAAAAGACAUCAGAUGUUAUUAUGGACUUUUUUUAGAAUCAUACUCCUGUAAUUUGUACUCCCUCCGUUCCAGAAAACUUUUCUUCUUUCUUUUUGUACUCGUCCUAAAAAACACUUCUUUUUUCUAUUAAAAGAGAUACUCAAACGGCUGGACGGCCGCUCCAUGGCUGUCGCAGCCUGCGUCUGCAGGCUGUGGUGCGCCAUCUCCCGCAACGACUCGUUGUGGGAGAACUUGUGCUUCCGCCGCCUGUCUCCGCCGCCCGACGGCGUCAGGGCGGUGGUCACGGCGCUCGGCGGCUACCGCCGCCUCUACAUGGUCUGCGUCCGGCCGGUGCUGAGCCGGCUCGGGCGGCGGCAGCGGCGGGCGUGGACGACCCGCAAUGAGGUUGAGCUUUCUCUGUCGCUGUUCUGCGUGGACUACUACGAGCGGGUACUGUUGCUCGGCGAGAACGACGGUGGCUCGCCGGCGGCGCCGUCGUCGUCGCUCACUUUCCUCUGCAAAGAGGUCAACGUUUGAUUUUGUCGUCGUUGUGUUCGAAAUUCUAAACGACGUCGUCCGUCAUGAAUAACCGGCGACGGUAUUUCUUAUUCACGCCGUCCGAUAAUGUUUCGAGUAUCAUAUCUUAUUUUGUAGCAAUUCUUUAAAUUUCAGAUUGUAUAAUGAUUGUACUAAAAAAAUUAAAAUUAUAUCGAUCAAAUUUAGGAUGAAUUCAUUUCCUCAUGCCAAUUAUAUGGAUCAUAAAAUUUUACAUUAGGA